Messenger RNA from Oxyura jamaicensis (ruddy duck), 1673 nucleotides. It is a transcript of the gene IRX1, whose product is annotated as iroquois homeobox 1. The record is from RefSeq and is a predicted model, not a curated record. Gene Ontology annotation, molecular function: DNA-binding transcription factor activity, RNA polymerase II-specific; RNA polymerase II cis-regulatory region sequence-specific DNA binding. Gene Ontology annotation, cellular component: nucleus. The transcript has 5 exons. NCBI's taxonomy places the organism in Eukaryota, Metazoa, Chordata, Aves, Anseriformes, Anatidae. Gene Ontology annotation, biological process: regulation of transcription by RNA polymerase II; cell development; neuron differentiation. Bases 244 to 1650 code for a protein of 468 amino acids.
CAUCAGUUGGAGCUCAAUUGUUGAUCAGAUCACAUCUAAGGGAUUUAGGAGCACAGAAGAGCCGAGAUUUGAGGAAAGACACCCCACUGAAUCCUUCCACACUCCUCCUCCUCCACACCUAGGUUGCAAUAUCUCUCUCACAGAAAGAAAUCAGAACGGAAAAAGAAAAUUACUGGCUCGAUUUCUGUUCUCUCGCCCUGCCUGACUCCAUGCCGCUGCCGCCGCUGUGCCCGCGCCCCGGAGAUGUCCUUCCCCCAGCUGGGCUACCCGCAGUAUCUCAGCGCCAGCCAGGCGGUGUACGGGAGCGACCGGCCCGGGGUGCUGGCCGCCGCCGCCGCCGCCGCAGCCGCCGCCGCCGCCGCUUCGGGCCGGCCGGCGGGCGCCGAGCUGGGCAGCUCGGCCGCUGUCACUUCGGUGCUGGGCAUGUACGCGAGUCCCUACAGCGCCCCCAACUACAGCGCCUUCCUGCCCUACACCGCCGACCUCGGCCUCUUCUCCCAAAUGGGCUCCCAGUACGAGCUGAAAGAUAAUCCUGGUGUCCACCCUGCUACCUUUGCUGCCCACACUGCCCCCGGCUAUUAUCCCUACGGACAGUUCCAGUAUGGGGACCCAGGGCGACCCAAAAAUGCCACCCGGGAGAGCACCAGCACCCUCAAGGCCUGGCUCAAUGAGCACCGCAAGAAUCCCUACCCCACCAAGGGCGAGAAGAUCAUGCUGGCCAUCAUCACCAAGAUGACCCUCACCCAGGUCUCCACCUGGUUCGCCAAUGCCCGCCGUCGGCUCAAGAAGGAGAACAAGGUGACCUGGGGAUCCCGGAGUAAGGACCAAGAAGAUGCCAACCUCUUCGGCAGUGACAAUGAGGGGGACCCCGAGAAGAAUGAAGACGAUGAGGAGAUCGACCUGGAGAGCAUAGAUAUAGACAAAAUUGAUGAGAACGACGGGGAGCAGAGCAAUGAGGAAGAGGAGGAGAAGCCUGAGCUCCUGAGACAAAGCAGUGAAGAGGACCAUUUGGAAAAAGACAAGGAUUUGGUACUGUCAGGGUCUGAAGGACUGAAACCCAAAGACACGCUGGCCAUGGUGAAGGAGGCCUCUGACAACAGCACACGAAUCAUCAGUCCUGGGGGACAGAGCAAUUUGCAGAUGCCAUCUCACAGCAAACCCAAGAUUUGGUCUUUGGCAGAGACGGCAACCAGCCCUGAUGGUGGCUUGAAAUCCUCCCCGCCUCCACCCCCUCCUCCCCAGGUUAACCAUACUUCUUCACAGAUCCAGCAUCCUGCAUUUCUCCCCAGCCAUGGACUCUACACGUGCCAGAUUGGCAAAUUUCACAACUGGACAAAUGGGGCUUUCCUCACACAGAGUUCCCUGCUAAAUGUGAGGUCCUUUUUGGGAGUAAAUCACCACCACGCUGCUCACCACAACCACCACCUCCAGGCCCAGCAACAGCCUUCUGUUUUAACAGCAACCCUGGGAGCCCUAAGCAGUGAAAAACCUUCAGAGAGGACCAGUCCCAAACACCUAGAAAGAGAAAAUGUACCAAGAACUGAAUCCCCACCUCAGCCGCUCAAAUCGCCCUUCCAGCCUGUCCGUGACAACUCUUUGGCUCAGCAAGAGGGAACACCGAGAAUUUUAACAGCUCUCCCUUCUGCUUGAUUAAAUGGUUUGCUGAAAAAAAA